AGAGAGAGAGAGUGAGAGAGCAGUCGGCUCUGUGUAAACAGGCUGUCAGAAAAGAAAGUGCAGGGACGCUUCUACACGCUGCUGCAGCUGCAUGAGAGAGAGCACCAGAGCACCGCUAACAACCCACAACCUGCUGGAGGAUAAUCACGAGAGGAGAGGAGAGAGAGAGAGAGAGAGAGAGAGAGAGAGAGAGAGAGAGGGAGAGAAAGAGAGUUUAAUUAAUUCAUGCUGGAGGGAAGCAAUGUUGUGUUGCCACUGAGUGAAAACCGCUGCCCGUAGCUUUGAGCUUUGAGAUUCGUGCUCGUGUUUGACUGCCAUCAAUGGGGUCCACUGAUGCUCUGACCCACUGAAGAAGCUCAUGAUAGCAGCAUCAUCACCUGGAUGAGCAGAGGUCAGUGUGGGUUGUAGGUCACCCAUUCAGCCUUGCUGUGAUCUUCUGUGUGAACAUCCCUGCCGUGCAAAUCACAGCCCCGACCUGUCACACCUCGUCCGUUUCACCUUGACUCUGAACUCGUCCCCUCAUCUCGCCGUCCCUGCUCUUCUCCGCUCCUGUGCCACCUCUUUUCGCCAUCUGCUCACAGAAGGAGCUGGGAUGACGCCAGACCUGCUCACCUCUACAUCCCGUCUCAACCAGGGCUAAUCAGCGUCGUCUCCACACACCCCCUGCUCGCCACACACACUCCGGCCGACGAGAUGGGCGACGGGAGCUGGGUGUGUCUGAGCCCGGCCGAGUUCUCCCAACUGCAGCAGUACAGCGAGUACUCCUCUAAGAAGCUGAAAGAUGUUUUGGAGGAGUUUCAUGGAAAUGGUGUGCUCUCCAAAUACAACCCCGAGCAGAAGCAAGACGUUCUCAACCAACCUAUCGACUACGAGGGCUUCCAGCUCUUCAUGGCCACCUACCUAGAGAAUGACAUCCCAGAGGAACUAUGCCAGCACCUCUUCACCUCAUUCAAGAGCAAGAACAGUGGAGGUGGCUCCCCCGAUGCUCCUCGCGCCGGAGCUUCACUGCUGGAACCCAAGUCGAUUGAUGCAGGCAUCUCUAUACAGACAGAAGUGGCCUGUGCACCUAUAACAGGGAUGAAUGGGAAGAGCAUUCUGAGCGCUAUGGGCCGGCACACUCCGGAACACUCUGCAGGGAUGACUCCAGGCUCAGGUGCCACCACCUCCCCCUGCUCCUCCCGCUCCUCCUCUCAACGCUCAGGCACGGGCGGGCAAACGCCAGGAGCGCCCCACCGCUCGCCCUGCACACAGCCCAAAACGCCAGUGGCCAGCAGCAGUAGUAACGCCCUGGCUCCAUCCCAAUCCACCAACUCCCCAAGACUCUCCCCAGAGCAAAGCCGGUCAGAGAAAGGAGUGUCUCUGAGGAGAAGUCCAUCCCCACAGAAGAGUUCCGGCCUGUCUUCACCUCAGGUGGUCUUCCUAAAGGACAUUGUCUGCUACCUGUCCCUGCUGGAGCGAGGGACUCCAGAGGACAAGCUAGAGUUCAUGUUCCGGUUAUAUGACACAGAUGGAAACGGCCUGUUGGACAGCUCAGAACUCGAUCGCAUAAUCAAUCAGAUGGUCCAUGUAGCAGAAUAUCUGGAAUGGGACUCUACAGAGCUACGACCGAUCCUGAAGGAGAUGAUGGAGGAGAUCGACUAUGACCGGGAUGGAACAGUCACACUAGAGGAAUGGAUUAGAGGAGGGAUGACAACCAUACCUCUACUGGUACUACUGGGUAUGGAGACGAAUGUAGAAGAAGAUGGGCAGCAUGUAUGGAGACUGAAGCACUUCAACAAGCCAGCGUACUGUAACUACUGUCACACAAUGCUGUUAGGAGUGCGGAAACAAGGCCUUUGCUGCUCACUAUGCAAGUACACAGUCCAUGAGCGCUGUGUGUCCAAAGACAUUGCUGCCUGCAUCAGCACCUAUGCCAAGUCCCGGAGACACACCAACGCUAUGCAGCAUGUAUGGAUAGAGGGCAACUCACCCACCAAGUGUGACCGGUGUCACCGCAGUAUCAAGUACUACCAGGGCCUUACUGGACUUCAUUGUGUUUGGUGUCAAAUUACUGUCCAUAACAAGUGUGCGUCUAAUGUGAAGGCAGAGUGUGAUGGUGGACCACUGAGAGACCACACCCUCCUUCCAUCCUAUAUCUGCCCAGUCGUGUUGGAUCGUCACUCUGUAGUAAAAAGAGGAGAAAGUGAGUCGUCCCCCAGCACCAGUCCUGAUGACUCCAGCCAGUGCUUCAAGUUUACAGGAGAUGGCCAAGCACUGCAGAUCACCCCUCUCCCUGGGACACAUCCUCUGCUGGUGCUGGUUAACCCUAAGAGUGGUGGUCGACAGGGUGAAAGGGUGUUACGGAAAUUCCAGUACCUGCUUAACCCCAGACAGGUGUACAGUCUGGAGCGUGGAGGACCUACAGUAGGACUCAACUUCUUCCGUGAUGUUCCUGACUUCCAAGUUUUGGCUUGUGGAGGGGAUGGAACAGUGGGCUGGAUUUUGGAUUGCAUUGAUAAGGCUAAUUUUGCACGCCACCCCCCUGUCGCCAUCCUGCCGCUGGGCACUGGGAAUGACCUGGCACGCUGCCUUCGCUGGGGUGGAGGCUAUGAGGGUGGCAGUCUUCUCAAGUUCCUCAAGGACAUUGAGCACAGCACUGAGGUAGUGCUGGACCGCUGGAACAUUGACAUCAUCCCUGAUGACAAGGAGGAAAAGGGAGAUCCUGUGCCGUACAGCAUAGUGAACAACUACUUCUCCAUCGGUGUGGAUGCAUCAAUAGCUCACCGAUUCCACUUGAUGAGAGAGAAACAUCCAGAAAAGUUUAACAGCAGGAUGAAAAACAAGCUCUGGUACUUUGAAUUUGGCACCACAGAGACCAUCUCAGCCACUUGUAAGAAGCUAAACGAGUGUAUUGAAGUGGAGUGUGACGGCAUCAUCUUGGACCUCAGCAGCACGUCUCUGGAGGGCAUCGCUGUGCUCAAUAUCCCCAGCAUGCAUGGCGGCUCCAACCUGUGGGGCGAAACCAAAAGGAGACGCAACUAUAACCGCAUGAGCAAGAAAGUACCAGAGAGGAUGCCUGCCACCACUGUCACUGAUGCCAAGGAGCUCAAAUUCUGCGUGCAGGACCUGAGUGAUCAGCUCCUGGAGGUGGUGGGCUUAGAAGGGGCCAUUGAGAUGGGCCAGAUCUACACAGGCCUGAAGAGUGCCGGUCGACGUCUAGCCCAGUGUGCCAGUGUCACCAUCAGGACGUCCAGACUGCUGCCUAUGCAGAUUGAUGGGGAGCCGUGGAUGCAGCCUCCGUGCACGAUACGAAUUACACACAAGAAUCAAGUGCCCAUGCUGCUGGGCCCUCCACAGAAAACACCCUUCUUCUUUCUCAAGAAGCGCAACAGAAGUCGGGACUAGACCAAUCAAUCGGUCACCCUCCCACACAGAAAAACACACACAAAGCAUAUCUUCACCAUCCUCAGCCCCUCUAUCUGCUCGGAGUAGUGGAGUUCAAUAUCUGGGAGGAGAACUAACUAGUAGAGAAGCCCAAUUCUUUGAUAACUUGCAGAUGGAAAAAAUAAACUUUUAUCUUAACUAUCAUGCAUGGACAGAGGACUCUAUUUUCCAUAAUAGCCUAACAUUUAGAGGCUAUAGUGAUUGAAUGAGCCAACUCAGUGUCUUGACCAGUUCCUGUGUAUUUAAAUCUCUCUGAUAUUCAUAUAUAUCACAGGCCCUGUAGCCUGCAACCUAUGAUCCAUUCCUACCAGGACCCCCUACCAGUAGGCCACUGCCUUUGUAACACUUCUCUUGAGUGGAUUCAUCAGACGAAACAGACUGAGGAGCAGCGACACGGAGGGGACGACUUUGGGAAGAACAAUAAACUCUGGUGCUCAGGAACAUCUUUCAAAAUGUCACCAAAGUAGGGUAAACACAGAUAGAGAGUGCUGCAUUCAAGGUAAACAGCUGGAGAGAGAGAUUUGCCCUGUCAUGAGUGUGUCCCUCUUCAGAGUGGGAGUGGGCGGCGCGCACCGAGACGUCACUGGGCCCUAGCCUGGCCUGGCAGGACCAGGGAACAAACUCUCGUCUUGAAGGAGUCUGCUGAAUAAUAGAUCAGUGCAUGCAAAGCACUCACUCCAGUGCCUCUCCAAGGCCCCACAACACGCCACCACUUAAAGAGACGAAACAGCAAGCUCAUCUAUUAUGAAGGGGGUUGUUUAUGGCUGGUGGGGGGGAGGGGGGAGGCUUGGGUUGACAAGCUGAGAGAUGUACACCUCCAACCCUACUGUUUGCUUAUAGCCUAUCUGGUGUCCACCCUCAGGCCACUGAUGUCAAUGGGUUACUAGGGGCUAAUGGUUUGGCUUGUUCUUGGGUUGCAGUUCGCUGUUCCUCUUUCAUUUACUUGUUUAUGUGCAUCCAAAGUGAAGACACUGCAUUUCUUUGAAUGUUUUUACCCCAAGUUUUAGUCAUUUCCAACAAGUGCAGGGAGGGUCAAAGCUAGCAUGUGCUUCCUCUGAAUUGCAUAACGUGAGCCACACCUUUUUGAAUUGCAGUUAAUGCAUUAACGUUAUAAGACAACUAAACACGCUUGGAGGAGAACACUAACUGCCAGUUCUGCUACACAUCAGCUAACAGACACCCACAUGGACUAGAAUCAUGCUGAGUGAGUGAUGGGUGGAGCAGGGAGCAGAAGGGCCAGCAGAGAGAGAUUUUGUUCAAUGUAACCCCCAGCAAAAGAUGGCUGUGGCACCACUGGGGAUCGAACCAAUGAUAAGGACCAAUGCUUGCGCCACUAAGGAGGCCCAAGCGCAUUACCCUAUUUACAAACCACUGUGCAACAAAGAUCAUUGUGUUAGCUAAAGCUAAACAGUUACUUAUACAGUUACUUAUACUUAAUAUUGAGUAAAAUAGACAGUCUUUUGCUGUCUGGCAACCAUAACUCACAACAUAUAGAAACAGGACCAAAUUGUAGGCAAUCUGAUGCCUUGAGGACCAGUUUCAAGACCACUGUUAUUUAGACUAUUUCAUUUAAUUACUACAUUUGCUCUAAAAAAUAUGUUGAGCUAUCAGUAGAAGUGUCUUAAAUGAAAAUAACUUACUAGUUAAAGUUAAAGUGUCUCAGCUCAUAAAAAAGCUAAAUAGGAUCCUUAAUAAACAAGCCCCAUGGUCCUUCUCUGCCACGUGGGGAUAUGAAUUACCAUUACAUGUACUAAACCUAAAUUUAACUACCUAUUUCAGGCAGUAUCCUUCCUAUGUAACACUAUUCCUAAUUACAGCUUGAAAACAUCAGAUCAUUAUAUUAAAUCCAAAGGCAAAGUGUGUUAAAAAACACCUUACAGAUCCACGUAAAAGAGUUUUAAAAAAUAAAAACAUAUGUAUAUACUGUAUAUUCUGAGGGCCGGACACCACAUACGCUGUGAAGUAAACCUUUUUUUAACCUUUCUAAUGUAGCCCUAAUGGAGAAGAUAUCAUCGUUAGACUAAAGAUGCCUAAAGAUCAUCGUGUAUAUGAAUACGCUGUAGUUGUACAUUCUGAGAGCCUUGUGUGCAUACAUAUGAAUGUGUUUGAUGAUAUAACUUGUAGAGAAAUGUAACAUAGCAACAAUGACUAGUAGUGUUAUCUAAUGGGUGACAUGAAUGACGGACACAAGCGAAUGUCACCGCUAUAGAUCAGCACUCUGUAAUCAUCGGAUAAAUUGGCAGCGUGCUGCAUUCAGAGCGGAGGUGGCAGAACCACUCCGCCCUGCCUUUUUGAAAGGACACGAGGUUCGCCUUGUGCAGAUCUGGGAUCAGUUUCAUUUUAGAGCAGAUUAUUUAACUUCAGAUUAGAAAUUUUUAAGAUGAUUCUAGAUCAGCACUGAUUGUACAGCGGAGGUUUAAUCUCCUUUGAGCACGCAGAACACACAAUUCAUUCUCUUAACGGGGCGAGCCGGCGUGCUCUGCCUCUGGUUCCCUUUAAAGAACACUGAACCGCAGCUGCAGUAUCGAGAGAGCCUAUGAACUGAAAGCUUGUCUAGAUGACCAGAGGAUUUGACUCUGCUCUGGUUCCUGUCAGUCGGCCGUGACUACUGCUAGACUCUUAAAUAUAAAGGUGCUACAGAGUGUUAUAUAAGUGAUACCAGAGAAAAUGAGCCAUGUUUGUAAUAUAGAUGUGUGAACAUGUGUGUUGCCUUUGGUUUACUUAAAAGAUGGAUGAACAAGGAUCUCUGUAAAGCUGCUUUGUGACAACAAUUAUUGUAAAAAGCAACAAUUUAAAGGAUUUUCACUCUCUGUUGCAAACAUGGGGCCUUAUUUACCAAGUGGUUUUAAGUAUAAAUUUCUUUAGGAGUAUAGAUACAUCUGUGGAUGUGCUAGGACACAUCAUCAAUGAUGUUUCCCAAGAUCCUCUGGGCUGAUCAGACCCCAAUUUGUGUCCCAGCAGCGUUGGCCCAUAUUUUUUCGGCUUUCCAGACUGUCCCCAGCAUUCUUCAAACAGCUUGAGGUAUUUAAACAGAAUUAAACAGAAUUAUGAAAUGUACUUCCUUUUUUGGGUUGGUUCAAUGUAUGUGUAUAAUAGGGUCCAUCAUUAUCCAUCAUUAUAAGAUAACAACCCACAGGUGUGGUUUCCUGUCUUUUUUUUCCCCUCACUGGUAUAACUUAGGAAGAACUCUGUGUCAGUUUCAUUGUUUUGCAUGUAAUUGCUGAUUAGUAAUCCUUAAGAUGUCAUGUAAUUGUCACAGAGCUUGAGGGGUUAAAUCAGACAUUAUGCAUCUAAUAUUGACAUUUUUUUAGGGAUUUUUAAAAAUAAAUAAUAAAUACAUUUGCUCAGAAGAUGAAGUAUGGUGAAUAAGACAAUACGAUGGUUCAAAAUGCAGCUCUUCUCUGGCUUCAACCAAAAGAACACUUUGUAGCACCUUAAUUUUUUUACGAGUGUAGUGAAGGAAAAAAGCAGAAGAAACUCCUGUGAUCUUCAGACAGUUCUCUUUCCUGGCUCUCUGGUACUUCAUGACAGGCGGUUUGGUUGAAAGAGUGCAUGUUUACAAUUUCCUUUUCAUUUCAAAGUUUCAAAUGAUUUUAAACAGUUGUGUAUAUAUAGAUAUUUGUUUAUAUUUUAUCUAAAGUUGCACCACCGCAUGCCUGCUGAAGCAAAGAAGACAAAGAUGUCUGCUUGAAGAGAGACCGUGCUGAUUGUCGCAACCCUCGUCCAGUUCCUCCUCGUCAUAUUCCUGGACUUUUGCUUAAUGCUCAUAGCUCACUGUAUUUAUUUGUUGUAUUUUUCCCCCUCAUCAUAUCGGUUCGUAGCAGCAUGUUCACAGUUAAAAAAAGUACCUCUGUGGCUGUUGUUUGUAAAGUACCGUGUAGAGAGCAGGUUUGGCACUAAGACAAAUGUAUCAGCAGGGAACUGAAAUAUGUCACUGACAUUCACCCACAGGAAAUGUCAUCCCUGAUAUACAUCCCACUGUCACCUUCUCCGUUGCUUCUGUCAAUGUAAAUGACUGAUGGCCUUAAUCGACAAAUACAGAAAAGCAUUUUGGCUUGAGCGGGACACUCAUGCAAUACAAACUGAGAAGUCUACCAAAAAAAGGAAAAAAAAAAAGAAUGGAAACAUUAAAGAUCUUGCUCGAUUAGAGUUAUCUGUUGCCAUUAACUUCAUCUUUUUAGCCUUCACCAUCAUCAAAGAGCAGGGUUCCCAUGAUCACCCCACUGUGCAGGAGAUGACGUCCUUAACACGUCAUUAGAGGCUGACUGUCAACUUCUCUAUUCCGGCGUCGACGCGAGUGGCUGCCUGUUCCAGUAGCUCCGUCUCCUUUGUGUGUUUUUUCGAGUUUUUUACGUUUAUUUAUCGUCUCUGUGCUACUACACACGUCUAGUUCAAGAAUUUCCCCUCGGGGAUCAAUAAAGUAUCUAUCUAUCUAUCUAUCUUCUAUGUGCAAAAAUAUUUCUUGCUAAUCUUCAGUUAUCAGUGUUUUAUGCUUCUGUCUAAUGUCUUUCUGACCUUACAUAAACAACGUGAUGUGAUAUAAUCUAAAAACACACACUCACAGACAUGCUCAUAUCUCAUCAGAACACUGAGGAAACCGAAUCUCUGAGAACAUGUGGUCUUAUGACAGUAACUAUCCAUUAAAAUAGUCCUUCCAAUAAAUAGUCUCUUCUCUGCAUUUCUCUGGUUCUGACCUUGCCUGUACAUUGGAGAAAUAGGAUGGAGGUGGCAUGGUUUAGCCCAAUGCAGCCCUAUUCUUAGUUGGGUCAUGUCAACAGUAUUAAAUGACAGAUGCAGUAGAGCCCGUAUCAUCUCUCCGUGUGAUAUUCUACAUAUAUGUGUAUAAGCCCACAAUGAGUUUGUGUGCUUUGUAGCAGCCCAUCUGUGUGUGCGUAUGUGUGUGUAUGUGUGUGUAAGUGUCAACAAGGGUCAAGGGCACAGUGUGAAACCCUGUGGACUGAGCUCCAACUAAAAAGCAAGGAUUGAUUGCCCCUUAUGCUGACCCUCUUAUCUUCUGCCCGCCCCAUCGCCCGUUAGUUGUAGGCAUCCAUGUCAAUGGACAAAAGAUUUAUUGAAUAAAAGAAGAGGUUGAGAACUGA
Molecule: messenger RNA, 8522 nt
Organism: Astyanax mexicanus (Mexican tetra)
Lineage: Eukaryota; Metazoa; Chordata; Actinopteri; Characiformes; Acestrorhamphidae
Gene: dgkg
Product: diacylglycerol kinase beta
Exons: 27
Coding region: 694-3384 (896 amino acids)
Biological process (GO): lipid phosphorylation; intracellular signal transduction; diacylglycerol metabolic process
Cellular component (GO): plasma membrane
Molecular function (GO): ATP-dependent diacylglycerol kinase activity; calcium ion binding
Source: RefSeq, a predicted model, not a curated record